Messenger RNA from Larimichthys crocea (large yellow croaker), 1035 nucleotides. RefSeq names its product carcinoembryonic antigen-related cell adhesion molecule 5-like. The record is from RefSeq and is a predicted model, not a curated record. The coding region runs from base 1 to 1035 and encodes 344 amino acids. The transcript is spliced from 8 exons. NCBI's taxonomy places the organism in Eukaryota, Metazoa, Chordata, Actinopteri, Sciaenidae.
AUGGGCCUCCUGCUGCCAACACUUUACCAGUUGCGGGACCAGCUGAACGAGUUGGAGUCAUCUUGCAAAACGUCAACACCUCUUGUUCAUGCCCUGCAGCAAGGGAUCCCGAAACGUAUGGAUCUUACUCCACACCUUUCCUCACAGCAAGAAGCGUCACUCAAAGUCAAACAGGUCUUCCUGCCUCUGCAGCCUGGGAUCAGUCUUCCUAAAGAUUUGUUAUUACUGGUACUACAUUUAUCGAAAAACGUAAAUGGUCCAGAAAAUGUUAAAUUCCUAAUAUUUCCACCACAAGAACACCAUGAUGAAGGAUCAAACAUCGUCCUGUCCUGCUCAGCUGACUCCAGACCUGCUGCUCUGUUUUACUGGUUUCUGAAUGGAGACAAGCUGUCUGAUACUGGACCAGAGCUCACACUGAUGAACAUUCAGAUGAGUCAGAGUGGAAACUACAGCUUGCCAGCCUCCACCCCAGUGGUAACUGUCAGUAACACAGACUUGGUGGAGUUCAACAGCUCUGUCCGUCUGUCCUGCUCCUCCUCUGGAUCCUCUCUCUCUUUCCUCUGGUUGAACAGCAGCUCUGAGGUUACAGCCAGUGACAGAGUUCAGCUCACUGAUGGAGACUCCACUCUCACUAUAGUCAGUGUGACCCGCUAUGACCAGGGACCAUUCAGGUGUCAUGUGUCCAACCCUGUAAGCUCUGUCACCAGUGGGCCAAUACUCCUCUCCAUCAGCUAUGGUCCAGAAAAUGUUAAACUCAUAAUAUCUCCACCACAAGAACACCAUGAGGAAGGAUCAAACAUCGUCCUGUCCUGCUCAGCUGACUCCAGACCUGCUCUGUUUUACUGGUUUCUGAAUGGAGACAAGCUGUCUGAUACUGGACCACAGCUCACACUGAUGAACAUUCAGAUGAAUCAGAAUGGAAGCUACAGCUGUCAGGCCUUCAAUGAAAAAACUCUAAGAUAUGAAACAUCUCAGUCUUCAUUUAUGUCUGUACUGGUCAUCAACCCUAAUUAUGAGUCAAAUGAUAUCACUUGA